CUGUCGACGUGACCCAAUGCGGAAGUCUGAAGAUAGAACAGCCGACUAUAUUGGGAAGAAAUGUUACUUUUACUUUUACACCGGAAACAACCUCAGACGCAGACCUGGAAUGGGAGCGAACAAAUAAAAUAAAUCCAUGGGCCACUCUUCCUGACAGAGCCAAGUUUACACAGUAUUUCCAAGAUGGGACAUAUUACUUGAUUUUAACUGACACUGUCAGAGACAAAGACGAAGUAUUUUACCGGGUUGAUUAUAUGAACAAUAGCGUAAGCUGUUUAAUGGAAACUCCAAAACUUAAACUUAAAGACAUAUCAGACACGUGUGGAUUUGUUUACCCAAGAACGGCAAAGGUGAAAGAAGGCGAAAACGUAGAACUAGAAUAUUAUCCAUCGAAAUAUGUUAUGCAAAAUCAAAAAUACUUUGAACGACAAUGGCAGCGUUCUGGAGAGAAUCGCACUAUUUCAAUAACUCUUUUGAAAGAUGUGUAUGAGGAAGAAAAGGAACCGAAUAAUAAAUAUGUGUUGACUAUAACCAUGUUCAAGGAAAGAAUGAAUGGCUUAUAUGGAGUUUACUGCGGCAAACCUGUGGUCUUUUCCAAUUUUGUCAAUGUGAUGAUACCAAUUGCACCAAGCGCACCAUCAUUUGAAGGUUUAAAGGACAUAGACGACUGUAAGAGCUGUAUUAUUGGUGAAGAUAAUGAUCAGUCCAGCGUUCUCUGCAAGACAAGUGGUGGUACACAACCAAUUACAGUCACCAUGUCAAUAGGGAAUGAAUCGCUUAGCUUAGGACGAUAUAAUGAAACAGCGGGUUACAUUACUUUCUUUACUCUUCUCAACAGACAUCAUAUGGCGAUUAUGAAAUGCACAGUUAUGAACGAUGCAUUAACCUCGCCUUUUAUCAUCACUGCACGUGUGUAUGUUAUCAAAUCACCAACAUUACAGUUAUUUGUACCACAGACUCUCAAGGAAGGAAAUAACGGCAAUAUUACAUGCAUAAUGGAUGGUGGAAGACCUGCUCCGAAUGUAACUUUAAACAUUUCCGGUAUGGAAGUGUCGUCUGCAGACCAAACAAAUAAUUUCAAUGCUACCACCUCUUUAUACACGAGUGUUGUUUCCCUGACAACAUUCGAACGAAUUUGGAAUAGUGAAAACGUCGCAUGUUGUCGUUUCAAUGAAUGGUACAAGAACAAAAGCACUUGUUCCCUACCACAACGGAUGAAUAUUAUGUUUCCUCCUUCAGACAUCAAACUGGAGGUCAAAGCUGAGCAAAAACUUCCACUUGAAAUAUACGCUGUUUGUACCAUCUACAAGUCAAACCCAGCAUGUGGGGUAAACAUUAGUGCACCAAACGGAGUCAUUGUUUCAGAACGAUACACCAAUAACGUGAGCCAACCUCAUGGCGCCUGGAAUUCAGAAUAUGCAGUAAAUUUGAAUGUCAGUAAAGAAGACAAUGGUGAAAAGAUAGAGUGCACAGCUGAUUGUCAAAAUUUUGCUGUCGAUCUGAAGGACGCAAGCCCGAUGCCUCAUGCACCUACCAUCGAAUUCAACAUAUCUGGUUCAGAACUUACAAUUUUACAAGAAGAACAGGCACACGUAAAAUGCUCAGCACAAAGCAUUCCUGCCUCCGACAUUACAUGGGUGGAGCAAACAGAUGAUGAAAACAUAACUAUGCAUCAAUGUCAAUUGAAAACAGACUGCGUCAUUGCUAUUGAAGCAAAUCUGACGCAACAACGACAAUUUAUUUGCCAGACGGAUUAUUUACAAACAAGUGACCAAAAGAAACUGACUGUAAACAUUGUUGAGAAAGAUGAGAACCGUUACAAAGACUUGGACAACUCUGCCUCUGGUGAUAACUUGUUUAUUUGGAUUAUUCUUGGGUCUUGUUUAGCUGUCCUCUUUGUUGUGGUCAUCUUAUGCCUUAUUGCAAGAAACAAAUUGAGGAACACUAAAGCUAAACUGGAAGCAAAUCAAGCGAGAUCCAGUGCAAACCCCGAUGGAGUUAGAAGUAAAGAAGACAAACUGGAAGAUGAUCCGCAUGGAAAUUUGAACGAUGGUGCGCACGGGGCUGACGAUUCGGAAGUAACAUAUUCUCAACCAGUCAAAAACAAGCCAUCGUCUAAUGCCGAUGCAACGUAUUCAGAAAUAAAUAAAACUGGAAAGUCAAAUUCUUCAGCCAUUUGCUCUACAAAGACCCAGCAAGAUGGACAGCUGCUGUAUGCCGACCUUGACUUUGAUCCUAAUGAUGCACCUCUGAAGGGAGCCGCCGCCAAGCGUCGAAACUCUCCUACGGAGUACGUUGCCAUCGACUUUGUCAAGACAGCAGCUGAACAGGCAAAGGAAAACGAACCAACGGAAGCGGACAAUAUUUAUGCUAAUCAGUAAAAUGAACGUCAAUCAUUUGAAAAUUAAAUCAAAGACAAUCGAUGAAACUUUUUUGCACGCGAUAAUAUAUGAGUAAACGAUUGCUAAAACUUAUAGGCACAAGAAGCAGUUGUCGUCUGCAACUCACUCAUACACGUGAAAGGAAUUGUGGUUAUUUUUUUCUGUUCGAGUAUUUGGCUGAUAGUUUACUUAUAUUACACUGUUUUCAGAAGUUGUAUGAAUGUUUAGCAAUGUUUGAAUAUUAUUUCGUCGAUUUAAAAGACUUCUAAAGUCAUUAUUAGCCAUGUACACGGUAACCUGUCUGCUUUUAUCCUUAAAGAAAAACAAAUGGCUACAAACUUAGAAGCCACGAUUCCAAUUCCCAGCCUAGCAUAACGCUAUCUGUAGAAAUUUGUUAGAAGACAUACGGUACGUCUGAAUUGUUUCAUUCACUUACGAAUCAUGUGGGAAGUUUUCAGUUAUUUGCAGAUAAGAACUAAAACAAAAUCUAGAAACACUGUGCAAGUUUAGUGUGAUUGUCGGACGAACAGACAGAUACGAGUGUUAAUUUGUAUGGCAUAUCUUGCAAAUGGACAAGACAUACUCUGAACAGCACAGAAUCCUAUCUGCUUACAUGUUACCGAAUUGUUUUCAAAAGGCAGUGUAUUACUUAAACACGUGUAAAGAUCUGCUGAUGAACGUAUGAACUGUAUAUAUUUCCUAUAAAUUACUCUAUGUGAAUACCGUUCUAUAAAUACAACGCAUUUUUGUUCUUC
This is a messenger RNA of Mercenaria mercenaria, 3136 nucleotides long. RefSeq lists its product as uncharacterized. Bases 255 to 2381 code for a protein of 708 amino acids. The record is from RefSeq and is a predicted model, not a curated record. The transcript has 10 exons. Lineage: Eukaryota; Metazoa; Mollusca; Bivalvia; Venerida; Veneridae.